AUUUAUUACCUGCCGACCAAUAGACAUUGGAAUAAACAAUAAUGGUCCUCCCGUCCGAACCGGAGUUUGAGCAAGCACUGCUCGAGCUCAUCACCUCCCUCGCACCCUUCCUCACCCAACACCCCGAGUACAAGAAAGCACUCGAGAUCGUCCACAUCCCCGAGCGUAUCGCCCAAUUCCGCGUCAUGUGGGAAGACGACAAGGGCGGGUGUAACGUCAACCGAGGAUACCGAGUUCAGUACAACUCCGCUCUUGGACCGUACAAAGGCGGGCUGCGCUUGCACCCCAGUGUGAACCUGUCGAUCCUCAAGUUCCUCGGGUUUGAGCAGACGUUCAAGAACGCGCUUACUGGGCUCUCGAUGGGUGGUGGAAAGGGUGGGUCGGACUUUGACCCCAAGGGCAAGUCGGACGCCGAGAUCCGCAGGUUCUGCGUAGCGUUUAUGACCGAGCUACAGCGGCAUAUCGGGAAGGAUACGGAUGUCCCCGCGGGGGAUAUCGGCGUUGGUGCGAGGGAGGUCGCGUUCAUGUUUGGACAGUAUAAGAAGCUGAGGAACGAGUGGGUCGGCGUAUUGACUGGGAAGGGUAUCACUUGGGGUGGAAGCUACAUCCGGCCUGAAGCGACUGGCUUCGGGUUGAUAUACUACGUGCAGCAUAUGAUCGCCAAGCACGCCCCUGAGCGCCCGCUCACCGCCCCAUCAACACUUGUCGCCAUCUCCGGAUCGGGCAACGUCGCCCAGUACACGGCACUCAAAGUGCUCGAACUAGGGGGCACAGUCCUCUCCCUCUCGGACAGCAAGGGCUCGCUCGUCCUGCGCAGCUCUAACCUGAACCCAGGGCAGGGGAUCACCAAAUCCCUCGUAGAGGAGAUCCAGACUAUGAAGCUGCACGGAGGGUCGCUCUCCUCCUUGGCUCUGCCUGCAUCUACGGGACUGGUAUAUGUUCCUGGCGCACGGCCGUGGACCUUGCUCCCCAAAGUGGACAUCGCCCUCCCCUGCGCGACUCAGAACGAGAUGUCCGGCCCGGAAGCAGAGGCGCUCAUCAGCGCCGGAGUAAAGAUCGUCGCUGAGGGAAGUAACAUGGGCUGCUCGCUUGACGCUGUGGAGAUAUUCGAGGGUUCCCGCCGGAAGGGGGGAAAGAACGCCGUAUGGUACGCUCCGGGCAAGGCGAGCAACUGCGGGGGUGUCGCUGUGUCUGGGCUGGAGAUGGCACAGAAUUCCCAGAGGCUGACAUGGACUACCGAGGAGGUAGACCAGAAGCUGAACGGGAUCAUGUCUAACUGCUUUAACAUCUGCUACGACGCGGGAUGCAAGUUCUCCGGCGAGACCCCGUCACCCGAUGUCCGCCCCAGCCUUCUGAGCGGCGCUAACGUUGCUGGCUUUAUCAAGGUUGCGGACGCGAUGAAGGUCCAGGGAGAUUGGUGGUGAGGGCUUCGGGUGAAUUCCUUGCUAGAUUUAUUGGGCGCGUGUAUUUGCUGAUGUGCUACUUGGGUAGUGUACGGCUGAUACCGCAUUUGUAUGUAUUUGGUUUUGGAUAAACAACAUGUGGGAUUGAAUCAUGUUGACGUCGUGAUAAUAC
Dacryopinax primogenitus is the source of this 1575-nucleotide messenger RNA. RefSeq names its product glutamate dehydrogenase. Gene Ontology annotation, cellular component: cytosol. NCBI's taxonomy places the organism in Eukaryota, Fungi, Basidiomycota, Dacrymycetes, Dacrymycetales, Dacrymycetaceae. Bases 42 to 1424 code for a protein of 460 amino acids. The record is from RefSeq and is a predicted model, not a curated record. Gene Ontology annotation, molecular function: L-glutamate dehydrogenase (NADP+) activity. The transcript has 6 exons.